This is a messenger RNA of Neurospora tetraspora, 1693 nucleotides long. RefSeq lists its product as uncharacterized. Gene Ontology annotation, cellular component: mitochondrial inner membrane. Gene Ontology annotation, molecular function: membrane insertase activity. Lineage: Eukaryota; Fungi; Ascomycota; Sordariomycetes; Sordariales; Sordariaceae. The transcript has a single exon. Bases 219 to 1607 code for a protein of 462 amino acids. The record is from RefSeq and is a predicted model, not a curated record. Gene Ontology annotation, biological process: protein insertion into mitochondrial inner membrane from matrix.
AUGAACUUCAAGAGGAACCUCUGGAUGUCUAAGUGGACUUCAGGGUUCACCAAGAACAACAUCUCAUCUCAGUCACUCAGCAGUAAAGUGCUGAAGAGACAGGUUGGAAGGGAAGGGGUAUUCAUAUUAGACGGAUAAUGUGAAAACCCAUUUCUUUUCUCUGCUAUUCACCCCGUCUCACUCAUCACCAGCUCCCAGCUCCCAGCUCCCAGCUCACCAUGGCUGCUUUCGGAGGACGUAUAACCGGCGGCUUGAGCAUGAGCUCGCUCGCCCGGCAUGGACUCUCAACCACAUCGACCUCAGUUCGGCCAUUAGGCUUCACACCAGCUACCCAACUGCGUCACAGGAGGAAUAGUCCAGCCUCAUCAUCAGUCGUCCCUUCAACACGACGAACCUUUGUCAACGAAGCCGUCACCACCGUCGAGCAGCUUCUCCUCGCCGCCCAAACCAACCUGCACAUCCCCUGGUACAUCCUCAUCCCGGGCUUCGGCGCCACCAUCAGCCUGAUCUUCCGCGUUCCCGCCGCCAAGUACACCCAGCGGCUCGCUCAGCGCCGGUCCCUGCUCAAGCCCGUUCUGAUGGCCUGGGGCCGGCGGCAUUUCCAGGACGUCAACAUCGCGAAGCAGGCCGAUCCCGUCCGGAACGACUGGGAGCCGCAAGUCGAGAUCAUGAAGCGGAUGGAGAAGACGAGCAAGAGGUUACUGAAGGAGUGGGGCGUGCAACCAUGGAAGCAGUUCGUUCCGUUUCUGGCUUUUCCCGGUUGGCUGGUCGGUAUAGAGGCUUUGAGGAGGUUGUGCAGCGGACCGGUCGGUUUGUUGGGUAUGUUUUUGGGGCUUAGUAAGGAUGGGAAGGCGGCGGCGGAGGCGACCUCGAAGGCGGCGGAGGUGGCACAAGGGACGACAGAGACGGUAGUAUCAAAGGCAGCGGAAACCACACAACAAGCAGUGUCGCAAGUAACCGAAGCAACCACUACCGCCGUUGCCAACGCCGCCCAAACCAUCACGGAAGCAACCACCGCCUCCGCAACCACCCCCAUCGCCGACACCAUCAACCCCCUGACCGACAUCCUCCCCGACUCCCUCUCCAACUAUUUCCAAAACCCCCUCCCCACUUCCCUGGAAGGCUGCCUCUGGUUCCCCGACCUCAUGGCCGCCGACCCUCUGCACAUCCUCCCCUUCGUUCUCUCCUUCACCAUGUUCGUCAACGUGAUGCCGCGCAACCGGGAAGGCUGGCUUCGUCUCCUGAACCCAGGGACGGACGAGCUCAACCCAAACAACAUUGGCGAGCACGCAUCCAAGAUCAAGCUCCAAAAGUCCGUAGGACUGCGGAUGCAGAGGGCGCUGUUGCUGCUGACGCUGAUCGUCGGGCCCGCGACCAUCAACCUGCCGGCGGCGCUGCAUCUGUACUGGAUCACGACGAGUCUGACGAGCAACGCGAUCACGAGCGUGGUGGCGGCCAAGAUGCCGUUGCCGCCGUACCUGGGUCCGGCGAAGGGGAGGGGGGAUGAUCCGUAUGUGAGGCCGAAGCUGCCGGGGUUGGAUUGGGAGCCGGAUCCCACGAUCAAGAAGAAGGCGGUCUUGCGGCCCAGGUCAGGGGAUGAAGUAUAACGGAUUCUGUACUGCAUGUAUAUAUGUAGACAUAUGAGAGAUAAGAUACCUAUGGAUGGAUGAUGGAUAAACUGGCUCUGAAGAGG